Molecule: messenger RNA, 2927 nt
Organism: Camelus dromedarius (Arabian camel)
Lineage: Eukaryota; Metazoa; Chordata; Mammalia; Artiodactyla; Camelidae
Product: C-type lectin domain family 4 member D
Exons: 9
Coding region: 894-1682 (262 amino acids)
Molecular function (GO): signaling receptor activity
Source: RefSeq, a predicted model, not a curated record
AAGGGUCUCAGGGUCUGUCACUAUUGCCAUCUCAGCACAGGGCACUUCUCGGAGCAUCAAGCCAGGAGAAACCCCACUGAGAAUGGGUACUUCGCCUUGCGUUCCAGAUUUACUCAACUCUCCGAGAAACUGAUUGCAGCAAUAACUCUGAUUGGUCCACACCUUCUUGUAGAAUUUGUAGCUUCUACACUGACCCUGGGCUUGACAAUGAGAAAUGAUUUGACCAAUGAAAGACAACCUAAUGUGAAGCAAGCCCAGAUUUGAAACAUGCGUGUGCACUGGACUUGCCCUCUUGCUUCUCCUGGACCCCUGCUGGAGGAUGAAAGGCCACACGGAGCCGACGUCAGCUGUCCCAUUUGGGGUCAUCUUAGCUGCAUGCGUGUCAAUCUGGCAUCUGACCAUAGAGACAUGAACUGAAAUCAGCCACACCUGACUCGAACCAGAACUAUCCAGCUGAGCACAGCCUAACUUGCCAAACUCUCAGGAAUUUGAGCUAAAUAAAUUCCACAAAUGGUGGUUGUCUUAAGCUACCAGGAUUUGAGAUGGUUAGCAAAAGGAGAUUUUAGUAGGCUUAUUUUUAUUAUUGGCCAAUGAAAAGACUUAAGACACAGGUUACAGAGAAAACAAGAAGUAUGAGAUUGACAACCUGAGAAGGAUUAGAAUGGAAUCUAAACAUGUUGUGACUUAAGUGGACAGCCGUACCCUUAAAAGGAAAGAGGAACUAUAAUCCAGUGGUUAACAGAACGGCUUCCCCGCCGCGCUCUCUAGACCUGAAUUCCAGUCCUAGCGUUCUCUCCGGGGGAACUCAGAAAUAUACCCUGUGGAAAAAAUAUAAACAGCUGCUCAGGCUACUGGUUCUCCCAACUACUGGACCAUAAGAGAUUUAGCACACAAUGGGGCAAGAAGAACCACAAAAUAAUCGAGGAGGCGGCCAGCACCCCCGGCUGAUCCCUUGGGCCAUGGCUACUGUUCUCAUCUCACUUCUAAGUGCCUGUUUUAUUGCAAAUUGUGUGGUGACUUAUCACAACAUUCUACGCUGUGAGAGAGUCUCGGGGGUGUUCAAGCCACCAAAGUACUACCCAAGGCUGACAUGUGUCGCAGAGAAAUCAGCACUGAAAGGGGAGGGAGCCUGGCAUUGCUGCCCUGCUGGCUGGAGAGCCUUCCAGUCCAGCUGCUACAUUCCACUUACCGACAACAAGACGUGGGCUCAGAGCGAAAGGAACUGUAUAGGAUUGGGGGCUCACCUGGCCGCCGUCAGCACAGAAGCUGAGCAGAACUUUAUUACUCAAUUUUUGGAUAAACGGUUUUCCUAUUUCCUGGGACUCACAGAUGAGAACCUUGAAGGCCAGUGGCAUUGGGUGGACAAGACACCAUUCAACCCACAGAUGGUAUUCUGGCAUGAAGGUGAACCCAGCAAAUCUCAGAGAGAAGACUGUGUUGUCCUUGUUAAUGACCAAGACAAAUGGGCCUGGAAAGUUGUUUCUUGUAACGUUGAGACAAGUAGGAUUUGCAAGAUACCUGGAAAGGAUUCAGGUAUCUCCUGUGAAGGAGUCCUUGUGAUGAGGACAGGAAAGAAGAACCAAUUAGUCUACGGCAGGAUGUUCGUGUGUCACUGGAACGGAGACAACGUUCUGGGUCAUAGAACAUUUGCAGCCGUGAUGGCCGUAUUUACUUUUGUUUAAUUCAUUCAAGAUAAUGUGUUUUCGUGUAAGUAAUCAUUUUUUAGAUCAUUUUUUUCUACGAGGAUCAGUUUUAUCAACUUUGCUUUCUUGAGAGUAUUUCAAGGUAUUUACUUUUCAAUUGGCGUGCAAUGAUUACGUACCUAAGAGGGCUUGAAUGGUGCAGUCGCCAAGUCAUUGUUUCCUCUGCCCCCGUUCUCAGCUCUUAAAAUUCAAAGGUGGACUAUUUCAAGUGGUAGUGGUGUACCGUUUUUUUUUAAACCCAAAUAUCACAAACCCUUUAAAGGUUUUAAACAUUUUUAUUGUCUGAUGCUUCAUUUCAGACUUUUUAGUAGUUAUCAGUCAUUAGAUUGACAUCCCAUGAGCAAAAUACUUUCGUAACAGCAGGAUAGAAUAGUUGGAAUUAUGGUAUGGCCCAGGUAAAAAACAAAAUCUAUUUGCCUUUCAAAAAAUGUACUUCCUACUCCACUCUAAAUGUCUUCCCAGAGCAGGGGGUCUCAAGCUGACAAUUUCCUUUUGAGUGGAAAAGUUCCUUACAGGCCACCGUAGCUCCUCCAGUUGUAUAGAAGAGGGAAUGAAACCCUUGGGAAGCCAAAGGGCUCUCCUUCUCUUGGCUAGCUCAUGAUAGAAACAGGAUUAUGGCUUAGAUGUAUCUUUCAUAGCAGGUGAAAUGUAUUCACUUUGACAUUAGGGGAAAGUCACUGGGGGUGACAUGGCCUCUUGGCCAACUGAUAGAUAAUAGCUCUUAUUUAUUCAUGUAACAUCAUAUUAGUGUUUCUAUACUUUUAAUUGGAAUCAGAAAAAAAAAUCUUCAACCCAUUUAGGUGAAUUGUUAGCAUGUUUCUUUAGAGCUAUAAAGCUAUGGUUUAAACUAGCAAGGAAGUCCUUUUCACAAACUGAAGUUACGCUUUUGUGAUGUAUGUGGUGUUAAUUGUGAUGCAGUCACAUCCAACAUCAACAAAAUAUGGUGGUUCUUUCUUAAAAUUUUCAGUUUGCUGAUGUUUCCUGCAUCUAAGCUAAAAAAAAUUGCAAGUGACAACUUUUUAACCUAACUUCCUUACCACUGUCUUCAAAAAACAAUACUUAUUUUUUAUAAAUUAGUGAUUUUCUGAGUUUGGAAUAUUAAUGUUUGAUUGGUUGUGUGUGUAUGUGUAUGUAUUUAAAGCAGCACCAAGUGACUUUGUGUUUGCCAUAAACUACACAGCACAAAUCUAUAAAACUUGUUGAAAUAAAUUUAUGUAAAUGAUA